Messenger RNA from Mytilus trossulus (common blue mussel), 3741 nucleotides. RefSeq lists its product as uncharacterized. The transcript is spliced from 8 exons. NCBI's taxonomy places the organism in Eukaryota, Metazoa, Mollusca, Bivalvia, Mytilida, Mytilidae. The coding region runs from base 398 to 2017 and encodes 539 amino acids. The record is from RefSeq and is a predicted model, not a curated record.
UUCGGAUAUUUACUAUAAUUGGUAUAGGAUUAAACAGAUCAACUUUGACUUUUGUACUUUUGAUGGAUUAAUCAGAACAUAAGUAACAUCACUGAAAAAUAAACAAUACAGAGGAUAUAAACAGACGCUGUUCGGAUAUUUACUAUAAUUGGAAUCGGAUUUAACAAAUCAGCAUUGACUCUUUGUACUAUUGAUGGAUUAAUCUGAAUUAAGUCACACUACUAAAAAUAAACAAUACAGAGGAUAUAAACAGACGCUGUUCGGAUAUUUACUAUAAUUGGUAUAGGAUUUAACAGAUCAGCAUUGACUAUAUGUGAUAUUGAUGGAUUAAUCAGAAUAUAAGUCACACUACUAAAAAUAAAGUUAUUACGAUCGGCUAUACAACAGAGCAUCAGAAAUGGACUUCAAAUACAAAUUGUUUGCUAUCAAUAAUUAUUGGAUAUUCUUAGUAGUGGUUGGAUAUAUUCAAUUAGUGGUCACAGCAUCUUCUGAUUGUCCGAUAUUCUUCAAACAAACAGGACGAAAGGACGAGGAAGUUAACGUUACAAAAUCGAAUUUACAAAAAUGUGCACUAUUUAAUGACCUCGUCGAUAAACUAGAGGCGCUCAAUAUUCUUAUCCCACGUGAUACCUCGUGCUAUUCGUUAUUGAAAGUAGGGCAGACAUUUGGACAAAAAGAUCCAAACUCCAAUUCUCAGACUUUUAGUGUUACAUUCCAUUUUCAGGAAAAUUUCAAAACUGGAAACACACCAGAUAAAACGUCAGUUGACGCUACAAUGUGCACCACCGGGAGUGUAACCUAUCAUGCUCAAGGGAGACAAUCACAUAUCGAAAAUGAUACCAAUAAUGGAAAUGAUACGGUUGCCCUAGCAACGAGCAUAAAUGACGGAGAUUCAUCAGUUUUGAGCCAUACACAAGUCGUUGUGAUAGCUACUUGUUCUGCUGUCGUUGGAACUUUUUUCAUAUUAGCAGCUGCAUUAAGAAUAAGAAAUUGUAUGAAAAGAAUUCGAGAAGACCAGCAAACCAGUAGACGUUCUAACAAUUAUCGACUUCCUUUAGCAAAGGGCCCUAACUCUCUUGAAGGACAUUCUCGAAAGUCUUCUUCAACACAUAGUCAACAGAACAGUCUUCUCGACAAAGAUGGUAGCACAUUUCCAAACAGAAAUUCACCAAGUGCCUGUCGUGAGCCACUAUUACUUGAUACAACGCCACGCCUUAUAGUGACAGCGCCAUCUACAGCCGCAAGUACUCCGGCGGACUCUCGCAGCUUUAUUCAAUUUAUCGAUGAAGAGUCAGACAACAAUAGUCAGAAAACCGAAGAAAAGAAUCAAGAUUACGAGGAACCAGCAUCGGAGGAAAAUGAAACAGACAUUGUUAAAGCUUUAGAUAAAAACUCGAUUGAAGACGUUGCCACGUUCGACACUAAGGACAAAGAAGGAAGUCCCCCCGUAGUAGUUAUAAAUAUUCAAGAUCAAAAUGAAAUUGAAAGCAAUCAUAUUGGAGAGGUUGAUUUAAAGUUAAAUUGUGCAAGCCAUGAGGAGAUUAGCGACAUUUUACCAGUUUCUAUAGCGGAAUCACAUUCUAUUACUGUUGGACUAACCCAAUCAGACGAUAGUUUAACUUCCCACAAUCCAUCAUACUGUUAUGGCAACCAAGUUGAAUAUUCAGAUAAUGGCGGAUAUGGAAAUGUCGGCUAUUGCGCACAAGGACAACACGAGGAAAUGUACGAACAAGAAAUAAUAUUAGAAAACGAUCCCGUGAACGGGGAUACAAAUGGAAAAACAUUAAAUUUUAACACACAUUUUAGUGAAAAUAAUGCAACGUCUUUUGAAAGAGACGAAAUGAGAAAUGCUUUCAAUGAUAAAAUGCAAGCAGAUAAAACUGAACAUGGUGCUCGGCCAUCUUUAAAAGACACACAUAACGUGAUAAGUCUAGACCAAUACGAACAACGCCAUAAGUUACAAAGACAAGGUAGAACUUUGCAACAUACAAGUUCAAUUGACAGUGAUGCAUAUUAAACAUUAUUACAUUUUAAAACUUACUCAUAUACCGUGUACUCAUCUAUUUAUAAAGUCGUUUUUUUCAGUAACUGAAAAAGCGCUCCAUGAUGUAUAUUACCUUGUUGCUUUCAAAGGGUUGAACAAUUUUAUACAAUAACCGUUUAUUUAUUUAAUUAACUGUUAUAAAUAGUCUUAAAGGGCAUGGCAUUCUGUCCCUUUUUUAAGGUUUCAAAUUUCAUUCACGAUCAUUUACUUGUCCGCUUUCAUCUGUGAGUUAAAACCAAACACCAGUAAGUGAAUAUUUUAAAAUAUAUUUUACUUGUAACUAUUGAAAAGAUCUAAAAAGUGAAAUCACAAAAAUACUGAGCUCCGAUGAAAAUUCAAAACGGAAAGUCCCUAAUCAAAUGGCAAAAUCUAAAGCUCAAACACCUCAAACGAAUGGACAAGAACUGUCAUACUCCUGACUGGUACGGGCAUUUUCUUGUGUAGAAAAUGGUUGAUUUAACCUGUUUUUAUAGCUAACUAAAACUCUCACUUGUAUGCAUGACAGUCGCAUCAAAUUUUACUUACUCAUAACAUUCCAAUGCAUUAUUUGUACAGGUUUAUUAAUGUUAACUUGAUUCUUUAUUUCAGUACAAGUAUGUACAACGGGUUACCAUACAUUAUGAUUUCCAUCUUAUUUUGUUAGACUGUUAAAAUCAUUUUGUAACAUCCGGUAUAAGAGAUUUUCUAACAACCGGUUUUAGUGGAUUUGUUAACGUGUGUGUAAACUCUGAUUAUUGUCAACGAAUUUUCAUUACUACAUUGAAUUUCAUAGGUGUGUAGUAGCUAUAUAUAGACAUUGUUCAUGUUGUUACGAAUUUAAAAGGGCUCCACUUCAUUUGUUUGUAUUAUAAUUGUGUUUAAAAUCCUCUCUGUUGUCUUAUUCAAUUAACCAAGAAAAGCUGAUUGAUUGUGUGUUAUAUAUAAUAACUAAUUGGGAAAAAAACGUAAUCUGUUCGAGUGGCAGCAAUUUUAUAGGAAAAAAUGAGGAUGAUAUGGGGAAUGUAUCAAAGAGACAACAACCGGACCAAAGAGCAGAAAACAGCCAAAGGCCACCAAUGGGUCGUCAAAACAGCGAGAAACUCCCGCAACCUGAGGCGUGCUCCACCUGGCCCUCAAUCAAAUUGAAUGAUAAUAGACGUCAUACUUAACUCCGAAAUAUAUAAAUGAACUAGAUUUAAAAACCAUACAAGACUGACAAAGGUCAGAGACUCUUUAAAAAGGCGCAAACAUGUGUUGUGAGAUUUCAACCCUCCAACUUUACCUCUAGCCAAUGUGAAUAAAAAAAACACAUGACAAUGAAAACGUCAGACCGGAUUCUUUUUUUUUCCCUUCAUUUCUUACAACAUCAUGUAGAGGUUUAUUACACAAACAAAAUGCACAGGACAUUUCACAAACGAGAAUUAAAACAAGAAUGCAACAGAUGAAGGCCAAACAAUCAAUACUGUAUUUUAACGAUGGGCCACAUGUUGAGAAGGAACUGUCUAUGUUGUUUUGGUAGGGUUCGUAUAGUACUCAGUUAGUAGAAUUCUAAAUGGUAUUCAUUGGUCUGUUUCGUCUCUAUUCGCUUCUUUCAUUAUUCUUUGGCCAUUGGUUGUGAUUUGUUUUGUUUUUUCGAUUUAUGAAUUUUGGAUGUCACAUACUAUUGGUUCUUCCGCCUUUAUUUUUACCAAUAUGCAAAUUCAGUUUCAUUCUAUGCA